This is a messenger RNA of Prinia subflava (tawny-flanked prinia), 1951 nucleotides long. RefSeq names its product trimethyllysine hydroxylase, epsilon (gene TMLHE). Gene Ontology annotation, molecular function: trimethyllysine dioxygenase activity; iron ion binding. The coding region runs from base 532 to 1788 and encodes 418 amino acids. Gene Ontology annotation, cellular component: mitochondrion. The record is from RefSeq and is a predicted model, not a curated record. The transcript is spliced from 10 exons. Gene Ontology annotation, biological process: carnitine biosynthetic process. Lineage: Eukaryota; Metazoa; Chordata; Aves; Passeriformes; Cisticolidae.
CUAUGGCAGCGGCGGCCCCGCCCCGGGGCGGCCGGAGGCGGCCCCGGCCCCUCUCCCGGCCCGGCCCCGCCGCCGCCCGCGAUCUCUGGGGCCCGGCAACGCUGCGCCGAGGCAACGGGGCCACGGCGGGGGCCGGGGAGCCGCCGAGGGUCGCCGGUUCCCUCGGGCAUCGGCGGCCGAUGUGGGAAAGCUCCGAGCGGCGUUUUCGGCCUGGUGGGCGCAGGGAGCCGGAGGAGGAGGGAGCGGCGAAGAGCCCGGAGCGGCAGCGCAGAGCCUGCGGAAUUCCCUCCGGGAUCCAUUCAGCAUCCCCAGCCCGGCCCAGGCCUCGCCCCAUCAUCCCCUAGCUCUGCCCGGCGCUCCAGAGUCCCAGCCAAGGUCACUGCUUCCCCAGUUGCUGCAGUUCCAUCCAGGAAUGGUGAAUUAAAACUGGGAAUGCUGUAGCGGGGACAAGACCUUCAGAGAUGGGGCUUUGCCACUGUUUUGCACAAGAGUGUUGAACACAGCUGUCUCUCCUGGAAUGGCUUUGCCUGGAUGUGGUGCCAGAGGCUGGCAUGGCUGCUCCAGGGGCGGCGUGGGAGCACCGGACGUUGCUGGCCAUGGCUGUCUCGGGACCGCGGGCCCGUCCUGGCUGCCCCGGCGCGCUGCCACCCCACGGCCCCGGCGUCCCCCUGCUGUGCCUGGCAGCUGCACCGGGACCAUCUCGAGCUGAGGUACGGGAGCACCGUGAUGCGCCUGGAUUUCGUGUGGCUGCGGGACCACUGCCGCUCCGCCUCCUGCUACAACACCAAGACCAACCAGCGCAGCCUGGACACGGCCAGUGUGGACCUGGCCAUCCGGCCCCAGGCUGUGCGGGUGGACGAGACCACGCUCUUCCUCACCUGGCCGGAUGGACACGUGACACGGUACGGGCUGGAGUGGCUGGCAAGGAACAGCUACGAGGGGCAGAAGCAGCAGGUCAUGCACCCCCGGAUCCUCUGGAAUGCUGAGAUCUACCGGCAAGCCCAGGUCCCCUCCAUCGACUGCCGGAGCUUCCUGGAGACAGAUGAAGGUCUGAAGGAAUUCCUACAGAACUUCUUGUUGUACGGGAUUGCUUUUGUGGAGAAUGUCACUCCCACCAAAGAGGACACAAAAAUCUUGGCAGAGAGGAUCAGCAUAAUCAGGGAGACAAUUUAUGGCAGUAUGUGGUACUUCACCUCUGACUUCUCCCGGGGAGACACAGCCUACACCAAGCUGGCCCUGGACCGGCACACGGACACCACCUACUUCCAGGAGCCCUGCGGCAUCCAGGUGUUCCACUGCCUGAAGCACGAGGGCACGGGCGGGCGGACGCUGCUGGUGGACGGGUUCCAUGCGGCCGAGCAGGUGCUGCGCCAGGCCCCAGAGCACUUCGAGCUGCUGGCCAAGGUGCCCCUCAAACACGAGUACGUGGAGAACAUGGGCGGCUGCCACAACCACAUGAUUGGAGUGGGGCCGGUGCUCAACGUCUACCCCUGGAACAACGAGCUGUACCUCAUCAGGUACAACAACUACGACCGUGCUGUGUUCAACACCGUGCCCCACGACGUGGUGCGCCGCUGGUACCACGCACACCGCGCCCUCACCGCAGAGCUGCGCCGGCCCGACAACGAGCUCUGGGUCAAGCUGAAGCCGGGCAAGGCCCUGUUUGUGGAUAACUGGCGUGUCCUGCACGGCCGGGAGGCGUUCACAGGGUACCGGCAGCUCUGUGGGUGUUACCUGACGAGGGAUGACAUGCUGAACACUGCCCGCCUGCUGGGGCUGCAGGCCUAGCCCAGCCCUCCAAGAGCCAGGCAGACCCCAGUCCCACCUCUAGGAGGGGCAGGAGCCUCCCAAUCCCACCUCCAGGAGUAGCUGGCAGCCCCCAGUCCCACUUUGGGAGAGGCCAGCAGCCCCUCAGUGCCACCCUGGGAGAGGCAGGAGCCCCCAGCCCCUC